This is a messenger RNA of Sitodiplosis mosellana (orange wheat blossom midge), 689 nucleotides long. RefSeq names its product protein Asterix. Gene Ontology annotation, cellular component: endoplasmic reticulum membrane. Gene Ontology annotation, biological process: protein insertion into ER membrane. The record is from RefSeq and is a predicted model, not a curated record. Gene Ontology annotation, molecular function: protein folding chaperone. The coding region runs from base 166 to 483 and encodes 105 amino acids. The transcript has 4 exons. Lineage: Eukaryota; Metazoa; Arthropoda; Insecta; Diptera; Cecidomyiidae.
AAGUAUCAUGUUGAUUAUUGGUGUUGCCAUUUAUGAUUGGAAGUCCACGCAUUGACAUACGAUUUUGACACACGUCAGAUGUUUCUUUAAUUUGAUAUUAAAAGUCUAUUCUUAUGUGUUUUUUCUUCACCAAAUUAACAACACAUAAUUUCGAUUAUUAGGAAAAUGUCGUCUCCACCAGUAGAUCCGCGACGAGCAGAUAAAGUCAGGUCAUUCAAAUCUUCUCCCAAUAAUGGGCAAACUGAAGAUUUUUUACCAGAUUAUUUUAAUAUUCUGGGCAUGAUUUUUUCAAUGUGCGGUCUUAUGAUGAAGCUUAAAUGGUGUGCGUGGCUUGCGUUGUACUGUUCCUGUAUUUCGUUUGCAAAUUCAAGAGCUAGUGAUGAUGCAAAACAGGUUUUGUCAUCCUUCAUGUUGUCGGUCAGUGCAGUUGUUAUGUCGUAUAUGCAAAAUCCAGCACCAAUGACACCACCAUGGGCAGCCUAAUUUAAAGUAUUCGGCGUCAUCGUAUUAAUUAUAUAAGUCUUGAUGAAGAAAUGAUGGAAAGAGAAAUAAUACAAUUUAUACACUGGAUAUUCGUUAGUCGAAGAUUGUUUCUUUAUUGUGGAAAAUACAUUAAAUUGAUUUAUAAUAAUGAUUUAAAUAAAAAGAAUACGCGGAUACUGGUAACACAGCAAUACCUGAACGAUCUA